Molecule: messenger RNA, 880 nt
Organism: Fusarium oxysporum Fo47
Lineage: Eukaryota; Fungi; Ascomycota; Sordariomycetes; Hypocreales; Nectriaceae
Exons: 2
Coding region: 224-634 (136 amino acids)
Source: RefSeq, a predicted model, not a curated record
CUACGCUUUGAUAUAAAUAAGCAGGGGUCUGCCUGUCAUAUUGGGCCAGAAGUGUGAAGUGAAAACCCCACUACAGCAGAGACAACUCACGAGCCUGAAAUCAAGAAAAGGGCGAGGAAAAAAAGAAAGGAGAAGAUAAUUGAGGCUGUUUAUAUAAGACCUCAGCUCCUUCUUCUCAACAUUCAUCUUCAACCAUUCAAGCCUAUUGUCAUCACCACCCAAAAUGUAUCGCGAGAAUCAUCCAGGCCCUCUCUCCCUCCCCGCCAUGUGGAGUCCCCCCUGCGACGAGGCAAUCCCUCUACCAAAACAAUCCCACCACGAUAACCAACGAUCCCGCCAAGCAAGCACAUGUUCUGAACGCAGCUGCGAAGGCAUGAGCCUCGAUGAGACGAGGGAGCUCUGGAGAUGUAUGCUUGAGCUGCAACUUCGAUAUGGAUGUUAUAAUUCCACGAGGAUCGAUAUGGCCAUUGAUGCUGGCGAAUGCGGCGUUGACUUGAUGCCGAAUCGCUUUAUUAUCGAUACGCUCAACGAAUCUGUCAUCGAUCUUCCUGAUGAGGGUCGAGAGCUACUGAACCGCUAUCUAUGUCCAUCGUCGCCGAUGAAGCAGAAGUGGAAGUUCUGGAAGAAGGACUGAGCUUUGCGUACCUUUUUAUCAAUUGUGUUUAUGGCGUUGAUGGAUGGAAAGACUGAGAUGCAUGAGCAGGAGUUGGAUGCACGUUAAAUACUUGAUCGAUACCCAGAUAUCAGAAUGGCCCUGAUUUAUUUACAUAUUUUUAAUUGAACAAAAUCGUCAUCAUCUCUCAUCUCCCAUACUCGAUACACAAAAAGCAAUCGAUAUACGUCACACAUCACAGCUUCUCCUCAAACGCUUUAUCCCCAA